Cydia splendana is the source of this 638-nucleotide messenger RNA. RefSeq lists its product as uncharacterized. NCBI's taxonomy places the organism in Eukaryota, Metazoa, Arthropoda, Insecta, Lepidoptera, Tortricidae. The coding region runs from base 65 to 532 and encodes 155 amino acids. The transcript is spliced from 5 exons. The record is from RefSeq and is a predicted model, not a curated record.
AAAGUUUAACAUUUGUGGGUUAAAUACAAGUGUAUAAACUAGUAACUUUCAAUGUAAAGAUAUCAUGGAACUGUUAAUAAAACUGAGUUUAGUGGGAUGUACAAUUCUGAUGUUGUUCGAGGGACUUGAACCUCUUCGCAGAGCACCGACCUUGCCUCCAUGGGCGCAUCGCAUGUCCCAGUACGAUUGCCAUUUAUGGAGGACUUGCACGCCAGGCGGACCGCAGACCUGCGCGUGGGACGAAUUGCAGGGAUUGCUGAAAUGGUUUGACGACAUUUGCGAUAUGUAUCUAAGGAACUGCGAAAGUCAAGGAACAAGCUCUUUUAUCGUUCAACACAACCGGGUAUGCCAACUGAAGGAAAGAGCCCUUAUUGAUAAAAUGCCAGUGGACGAAACCGACCUGCCCGUGAUUCCAACUCGGCCGACGCGUGUACUACGAGGCAAAAACAGGACGAAGGAGUGGUGGUGGCAAGGAUCCACUACCAACCAAUACCAAUACCUUUACACACUCGAGGUAGAGGAGGGAAAAUAGCCGCUUAAAAAUCUUGAGAGCUUUUUUUCUCUCUCUCGAGAACUCUCAAGUUCGUGUGGUCAAUAAAAAAAGAAUUACUUUGCAAUUAUAUUUUAUAAUUGUAUAA